This is a messenger RNA of Morone saxatilis (striped sea-bass), 11197 nucleotides long. RefSeq names its product CUB and sushi domain-containing protein 3-like. The record is from RefSeq and is a predicted model, not a curated record. Gene Ontology annotation, biological process: regulation of dendrite development. Lineage: Eukaryota; Metazoa; Chordata; Actinopteri; Moronidae.
AUGCGGCCCGGUGAGAGCUUAGAGGGCUCGCGCUCGGCUCGCGGAAGAUGUAUUGAUGCUAAUAACAUUACUAAUAGCGGCACGGAACGCUGUCUCGCGCACCCCUCGUCGGCAAAGAGGAGGAUGAAGAGGGGUACGACGAAGAGGAGGAUGAGAGGGAUGAACGAGAGGAUGACGGACGGAGGAAUGACGGUGAUGCGCUGUUUUCUGUGGAGUCUCGUUCUCUGCUCGCUCUCCUCGCGCGCGCAAGGUUUCAUCUACACAUGUGGCGGUACACUGAAAGGCAGAAAUGGCAGUAUAGAAUCGCCAGGCUUUCCCUAUGGCUAUCCCAAUGGGGCGAACUGCACCUGGGUCAUUGUUGGGGAGGAAGGAAGUCGAAUCCAGCUCAUGUUCUUGUCAUUUGCCAUAGAAGAAGAAUAUGACUUCCUGUCCUUGUAUGAUGGACACCCGCACCCUGCUAACUUCAGGACCAGGCUAACAGGCUUCCAGGUUCCUCCCCCUGUCACCAGUACAGGAAAUGUCUUCUCUUUGAGGUUGACCAGUGACUUUGCUGUCUCGGCACAUGGCUUCAAACUCAACUAUGAAGAGCUCCACAGUACAUCGUGUGGAAACCCUGGUGUCCCACCCAAAGCAGUGCUGAGUGGUGGCGGCCGUUUUGCUGUGGGAGACCGUGUGCGGUACAGCUGUGUUCCUGGUUAUGUCUUAGAUGGCCAUGCCACACUCACCUGCAUUACCAAUGCUGGAAACACUGCUGUCUGGGACUUUCCUGCUCCGAUUUGUAGAGCUGAGGACACAUGUGGGGGCACUGUGAGGGGCGGCAGUGGGGUGGUGACCAGUCCCGGUUACCCCGGCAACUAUGGUAACCAGGCCGACUGUACUUGGAUCCUUUUGGCCGAACCUGGAGACACCAUCUCUGUCAUCUUUACAGACUUCCAGACAGAGGAGAAGUAUGACUACCUGGAAGUGGAGGGAUCUGAACCACCAACCAUUUGGUUGUCAGGCAGUAAUGUUCCCUCUCCCAUCGUUAGCAACAAGAACUGGCUCCGACUGCAUUUUGUGACUGAUGGCAACCACCGUUACCGUGGUUUCAGUGCACAUUAUCAAGUGAAGCGAUCAGUAGAUUUUAAAUCGCGGGGCGUUAAAUUAUUCCCUGGCAAAGACUCCAGCAACAAGUUUUCAAUAUUAAAUGAAGGUGGCGUGAGACAGGCGUCUAACUCCUGCCCUGACCCAGGAGAGCCAGAGAAUGGAAAACGCCAUGGCAGUGAUUUCAGCAUUGGCAGCGUGGUGCAGUUCAGUUGCGGAGAAGACUAUGUUCUUCAAGGCAGUAAAACCAUCAGCUGCCAGAGAGUGGCUGAAGUCUUCGCAGCCUGGAGUGACCACAGACCGGUCUGUAAAGUGAAGACAUGUGGCAGUAAUCUUCAAGGGCCGUCAGGAACCUUUACAUCUCCUAACUUCCCAAUUCAGUAUGAGAGCAACGCACAGUGUGUGUGGAUAAUUACUGCUUCAAAUCCCAAUAAGGUAAUCCAGAUCAACUUUGAAGAGUUUGACCUGGAGAUAGCCUAUGAUACUCUGACUAUAGGAGAUGGAGGAGAGGUGGGCGAUCCUACGACAAUACUACAGGUCCUAUCAGGUAGUUUUGUUCCUGACCUAAUAGUCAGCAUGACUCACCAGAUGUGGCUUCACCUACAGUCAGAUGAGAGUGUCGGCUCUAUAGGAUUUAAGAUCAACUAUAAAGAAAUAGACAAGGAGAGUUGCGGUGACCCUGGAACUCCUCUCUACGGAAUAAGAGAAGGGGACAGCUUCUCAAAUGGAGGAAUCCUGAGGUUUGAGUGCCAGUUUGGCUUUGAGCUGAUUGGAGAGAAAACGAUCUCUUGCCAAGACAACAAUCAGUGGUCAGCAAACAUCCCCAUAUGCAUAUUCCCUUGCAUGUCCAACUUCACAGCUCCCUCAGGAACAGUCCUCUCCCCAGAUUACCCAGAAGGCUACGGGAACAACAUGAACUGCGUCUGGCUCAUCCAAUCAGAUCCAGGCUCCAGAAUCCACUUGGCAUUUAAUGACUUUGACCUUGAGGCCCCCUAUGAUUCCCUAACGGUGAAAGAUGGCGAGACAAAUGAUGCCCUCGUCAUAGGGAGGUUCUCUGGAGCUGAGAGUCCUUCCCAUCUGACGUCCAAUACGAACACACUAAGACUGGAGUUUCAGGCCGACCACUCCAUGUCAGGACGAGGAUUUAAUAUCACAUACAGUACAUUUGGCCAUAAUGAGUGCCCAGACCCUGGCAUUCCCAUCAACGCGCGGCGAUUUGGAGACAGCUUCCAGCUUGGCAGCUCCAUCUCUGUGGUCUGCGAGGACGGUUUUAUCAAAACCCAGGGAACCGAGACCAUCUCCUGUCAGUUAGAAAGAGGAAAAGUCAUGUGGAGUGGGCCCAUCCCGAAAUGUGAAGCCCCAUGUGGAGGCCACUAUUCAGCCCCAAGUGGAGUGAUUUUGUCUCCUGGGUGGCCUGGGUACUACAAAGAUUCCCUUAGCUGCGAGUGGGUGAUUGAAUCAGAACCAGGACGCUCCAUCAAAAUCACAUUUGACAGGUUUCAGACAGAGCUGGGUUAUGACUUUCUGGAGAUCCACGAUGGGCCAAACCUCCUGUCUCCUUUGGUUGGCUCCUUUAAUGGUACCCAGGUGCCCCAGUUCCUAUUCAGCAGCAGCAACUUUCUUUACCUGCUGUUUACCACCGAUAACAGCCGAUCAAACGCUGGCUUCAAAAUAUUAUAUGAAAGUGUUACAGUGGACAGCUACUCAUGCCUGGACCCUGGUAUCCCUGUCAAUGGUAUUCGGUAUGGGCAGGAUUUCUCCAUCGGUUCCACAGUAUCAUUUGGUUGCGAUUCUGGCUACAGACUCAGCCAUGAGGAACCGCUAGUAUGUGAGAAGAACCACUGGUGGAGCCACCCCUUACCUACAUGUGACGCGCUAUGUGGCGGGGAUGUUAGAGGUCCCUGGGGAACCAUCCUUAGUCCCGGCUAUCCAGACAGCUACCCUUCAUCUCUCAACUGUACCUGGACUGUUGAAGUCAGCCACGGGAAAGGAGUCCAGUUUCAGUUCAAUUCUUUUCAUCUGGAGGACCAACAUGAUUACCUCUUGGUUACUGAGAACGGGAGUUUCCUGCAACCACUGGCUCGUCUGACCGGCAACGAGUUGCCUAGCAACAUCAAUGCUGGUCUCUAUGGCAACUUCAAAGCCCAGCUACGAUUCGUCUCUGACUUUUCCAUUUCAUAUGAAGGCUUCAACAUAACUUUCUCUGAAUAUACGUUGGAGCCAUGUGAGGACCCUGGGAUGCCUCGGUUCGGCAGGAGAAACGGCUACAGCUUUGGCGUUGGAGACACUUUGUCUUUUUCCUGCAAUAUGGGUUACCGCCUAGAGGGGGCGCCUGAGUUGAUCUGUCUGGGAGGAGGGCGGAGAAUGUGGAGCGCUCCUCUACCAAGAUGUGUCGCUGAGUGUGGUUCUUCAGUUAUCAACAAUGAAGGGAUCCUUCUCUCUCCAAACUACCCGAUGAACUAUGACAACAACCACGAGUGCAUCUAUAGCAUCCAGGUGCAGGCUGGGAAAGGCAUCAACAUCUCUGCUAGAACCUUUCAUCUGGCCCAAGGGGAUAUACUCAAGAUUUAUGACGGUAAAGACAACACAGCCCAUGUUCUCGGGGCAUUCACGGGAUCGUCUAUGUUGGGCCUGACGCUGAUCUCCACUUCAAACCAUCUCUGGUUGGAAUUUUACAGUGAUGCAGAAAGUACAGGGGAAGGAUUCAAACUGGUCUACUCGAGUUUUGAGUUGUCUCAUUGUGAGGACCCUGGCGUGCCUCAGUUUGGCUUCAAGGUCAACGACCAAGGCCAUUUCUCUGGGAGCAGCAUCACAUACAGAUGCGAGCCUGGAUACACACUGCAUGGGGCUUCCACUCUGAAGUGUAUGACAGGAGAAAGGAGGGCCUGGGAUAACCCUCUGCCUUCUUGUAUUGCGGAGUGUGGUGGUCGUUUUAAAGGCGAGUCUUCAGGGAGGAUCCUUUCUCCUGGAUACCCUUUUCCUUAUGACAACAAUCUACGCUGCACCUGGACCAUCGAGGUGGACUCAGGAAACAUUGUGAGUCUUCAGUUCUUGUCCUUUGACACGGAGGCCAGCCACGACAUGCUGAAGGUUUGGGACGGACCACCGGAGAAUGAAAUGUCUCUGGCAGAACUCAGUGGUUCUCUGCUACCUGAAGGAAUCCACUCCACACUGAACACUGUCACUGUUCAGUUUGAGACUGAUUUUUACAUCAGCAAGUCUGGAUUUGCUAUUCAGUUCUCUAGCUCAGUAGCUACAGCCUGCAGGGACCCAGGUGUACCAAUGAAUGGCAGUCGUAGUGGAGAUGGCCGUGAGCCGGGGGAUUCAGUGUCCUUUCAGUGUGACCCAGGAUACGAGCUCCAGGGAGAUGACAAAAUCACCUGUAUACAAGUGGAUAACCGAUACUACUGGCAGCCCAGCCCGCCUGUCUGCAUAGCUCCUUGUGGAGGAAACCUAACUGGCUCCAAUGGAUUUAUACUGUCUCCUAACUACCCACAUCCCUACCCUCACUCCAAGGACUGUGAUUGGCUCAUUGCUGUAAACUCUGACUACGUCCUGUCACUGGCCUUCAUCAGUUUCAAUAUUGAGCCAAACUACGACUUUUUCUAUGUCUGAGGUCCGGAUAGCAACAGUCCUCCUGAUUGCGUAGGCUUCCAGACAGGCAAACUUCCCCAGAGCGGAUACGAGAGCAUGUUCGAAAUACCAUGCAUUUAGCAUUCGCAGUGGUUCGGGUCUGUUUCUUACACUGGCUUUCACUUGGAAUACAAAGCCAAACUGAGGGAAUCAUGUUUCGACCCAGGUGUGGUUCUGAAUGGGACCAGGCUGGGAUCUGAUUAUAAGCUUGGAUCUACUGUCACCUUCUAUUGUGAGGCCGGAUACGUUUUGCAGGGCUAUUCUACCCUAACCUGCAGUAUGGGAGAUGAUGGCAGACCUGGGUGGAACAGGGCAUUGCCUAGUUGUCAAGCUCCCUGCGGAAGUCGUUCUACAGGAUCAGAAGGGACUGUUCUAUCUCCAAAUUUCCCAAGAAACUAUACCUCUGGACAGACCUGUGUCUACUCUAUAUCUGUACCUCGGGAGUUCGUCCUCUUUGGUCAGUUUGUGUUGUUCCAGACAUCUCUAAAUGAUGUGGUGGAAAUCUACGACGGACCCACUCAGCAAAACACACUACUAUCUUCUCUCUCUGGGUCCCACUCUGGUGAGUCUCUCCCUCUGAGUUCGGGGAACCAGAUUACGAUAAAGUUUACCACAGUCGGACCAGAAACUGCUAAGGGAUUUCACUUCGUCUACCAAGCUGUACCGAGGACCAGCUCCACCCAGUGCAGUUCGGUCCCAGAGCCACGCUUUGGGAAGCGUCUCGGUAAUGACUUUGCAGUCGGCUCCUUGGUGCAGUUUGAGUGCAACCCUGGUUACCUUCUACAUGGCUCUACUGCCAUACGGUGUGAGAGUGUACCAGACAACCUGGCACAAUGGAAUGACACCCUGCCAACAUGCAUGGUUCCCUGUGGGGGCGUGUUGACCUCUCGUCGUGGGACCAUCCUGUCACCCGGAUAUCCAGAGCCCUACGACAACAACCAGAACUGUGUGUGGAAGGUCUCUGUUCCAGAAGGGGCUGGAAUACAGAUACAAGUUGUGAGUUUUGCCACCGAGCACAACUGGGACUCUUUGGAUUUUUACGAUGGUGCUGACAAUCAUGCACCAAGACUGGGAAGCUACUCUGGCACAACCAUCCCGCCUCUCCUGAAUAGUACAUCUAACAACCUCUAUCUCAGCUUCAGCUCUGAUAUUAGUGUCUCAGCUGCUGGUUUUCACCUGGAAUAUACAGCUAUUGGUCUGGAGUCAUGUCCAGAGCCUCAGACUCCAAGCUAUGGAAUAAGACAAGGAGACAGGUUUAUGGUGGGAGACGUUGUGCAGUUUUCAUGUGAACAAGGAUACUCUCUUCAGGGCAAUGCCCAUAUCACCUGCAUGCCUGGACCUGUUAGAAGAUGGAACUACCCUGUACCACUAUGUCUCGCCCAGUGUGGUGGGUCUAUGAUAGAUGUAAGUGGAGUGAUUCUAAGUCCUGGUUACCCCGGCAACUACCCAAGUGGAUUAGACUGCACAUGGACAGUCAACUUACCUGUCGGCUUUGGUAUCCAUCUCCAGUUUCUGAACUUCUCCACUGAAGCGAUCCAUGAUUACUUAGAGAUCCGCAGUGGAACGCUGGAGACGGGCUCGGUCAUUGAUCGGUUCAGCGGUCCAGUCAUCCCCAAGUCUCUGUUCAGCACCACUCACCAGACCAGCUUUUUCUUCCACAGUGACUAUUCACAAAACAAACCAGGGUUCCACAUGACAUAUCAAGCCUACCAGCUCCAGAGUUGCCCAGACCCUCGGCCCUUUCGAAAUGGCAUCGUGAUUGGCACAGAUUUCAGCGUUGGGAUGACAGUGUCUUUUGAAUGUCUGCCUGGAUAUUCUCUGAUCGGGGAAGCUUCCCUCACAUGUUUACAUGGAAUCAGCAGGAACUGGAAUCACCCUCUACCACGAUGUGAAGCUCUCUGUGGUGGCAACAUCACAUCGUUAAAUGGAACCAUUUACUCUCCUGGUCACCCCGAGGAAUAUCCCAACUUCCAGGACUGUGUGUGGAGUGUUAGAGUUCCUCCUGGACAUGGGAUAUACAUCAAUUUUACUGUGCUGAGCACUGAGCCCAUAUAUGACUACAUUACUGUCUGGGACGGUCCAGACCAAUCAUCUCCUCAGAUCGGCCAGUUUAGUGGGAACACUGCUUUGGAGUCUGUCUACUCGACCUCCAACAUCAUCCUCAUAAAAUUCCACUCUGACUUCUCUGGAGCCGGCUUCUUUGUCUUAAGCUACCAUGCCUACCAAUUAAGGGUUUGCCAGCCUCCUCCAGAAGUGCCCAAUGCUGUCAUGCUGAUGGAGGACGGCGAGUUGGAGAUAGGUGACAUCAUCAGGUACAGAUGCCAUCCUGGAUUCUCAUUGGUUGGCAGUGAGAUUUUAACAUGUCGCCUUGGAGAAAGACUACAGAUGGAUUCACCACCUCCAACCUGCCAAGUCCAAUGCCCUGCACACGAUGUGCGAUAUGACUCGUCAGGUGUCAUCCUGAGUCCCGGUUGGCCAGAAAGCUACCCGAACCUUCAAAUGUGUUCAUGGAGCGUUACAGUAGAGAAAGGAUACAACGUCACCAUUACCUUUGAAAGUUUCCACACUGAGAGAGAGUUUGACGUGUUGGAGAUUUUUGAUGGUCCAACAGCCAACAGUCCCACUCUGACAACGCUGAGCGGCGACCUGCCAACACCCUUUAACCUCACAACCUCUGGUCACCAGUUCCUGGUCCGCUGGUCUUCUGACCACGGCACAAACAAGAAAGGCUUCAAAAUUCGCUAUGUUGGUGAGUACCAAACACUUUACUGCUCAACACCAGACUCUCCGCUCCACGGCUCCAUCUCCUCGCAGAGCGGCGGCCAUGUCAACAGUGUGGUGCGAUGGGCUUGCGACCGUGGUUACCGUCUCAUAGGCAACGCCACGGCAACCUGCCGCCGCACAUCACUCGGCUACCACGCAUGGGACUCUCCUGUACCUGCAUGUCAAGCUGUCUCAUGUGGGGCACCCAAGGCUCCUAUAAAUGGCGGCGUUUUAACAGCUGACUACUCCGUCGGAACAAGAGUUUCCUAUUUUUGUAACGAUGGGUACAGACUGUCCAGUAAAGAACUGACGUCAGCCAUCUGUCAGCCUGAUGGAACAUGGAGCAACCAUAAUAAGAUACCACGAUGUUCUGUGGUGGUGUGUCCCAGCAUAGGGUCAUUUUCUUUGGAGCACGGACGCUGGAGGAUUGUCAACGGCUCACACUAUGAAUACAGAACUCGCAUUGUGUUUACCUGCGAUCCGGGAUACUACAGAUUAGGACCCGCCCACAUCCAGUGCUUACCCACUGGUGUGUGGAGCUGGAGAAAUGAGAGACCACACUGCCAGGUUAUAUCCUGCGGUGAGCUGCCAUCUCCACCCAAUGGGAAGAAGAUUGGUACUCAGACAACAUUUGGUGCUACAGCCAUCUUUACCUGCGAUGCCGGCUUCAUGCUGGUGGGGUCAGCGGUCAGAGAGUGCCUGUCAUCUGGGCUUUGGAGUGGAACAGAAACACGAUGUUUAGCUGGUCACUGUGGAAUCCCAGAAGGCAUUGUGAAUGGCCAGGUGAUAGGGGAGAACUUUGGAUACCGUGAUACGGUCGUGUAUCAGUGUCUGCCUGGCUUUCGACUAAUAGGCUCAUCAGUUCGAAUCUGUCUCCAAGACAACCAGUGGUCUGGACAGCUGCCCGUCUGUAUAUCCAUCAGCUGCGGCCAUCCAGGAAGUCCCAUAUAUGGCCGUACUGUGGGAAACGGCUUCAACCUCAACGACGUGGUCAGCUUUGUUUGUAACCGGGGCUAUGAAAUGGAGGGGCCCGCACGGGCUCAGUGUCAGGCCAACCGCCAGUGGAGCCACCCGCCACCAACAUGUAAAGGUGGGGAGAAAAUGGUCAAUUGCUCCGAUCCAGGUAUCCCUGCCAACUCCAUCCGACAGAGUAAAAUAGAGCAUGGGAACUUUACUUUCGGCACCGUGGUUUUCUACGACUGUAACCCAGGAUAUUACCUGUUUGGAUCACCCGUACUGACCUGUCAACCUACUGGACAGUGGGACAAACCUCUACCUGAAUGUAUAGUUGUAGAUUGUGGUCAUCCUGGCUCUCCCCCUAACGGUGUGCUGAGUGGAGAUAAGUUUACAUUUGGUUCAACGGUUCGAUACUCCUGUCUGGGCGGAAGACAGCUGAAAGGAGAAUCAUCCAGGACUUGUCAGCUCAAUGGGAUGUGGAGUGCCCCCAUGCCCUUCUGCUCUGGCGACACAGCUGGUUCCUGUGGCGAUCCUGGCAUUCCCUCCCAUGGUUCGAGGGAACAAACGGAUUUCAGGAUCCGUUCCAAGGUUCACUUCAGCUGCACCGAGGGCUACGAUCUGAUCGGUUCAUCAGAGAGGAUGUGCUUCCCUAAUGGGACCUGGUCCGGCACACAGCCCUUCUGUAAAGCUGUCCAGUGUGGUAACCCUGGCACUCCCAGCAAUGGCAGAGUAUUUCGUUUGGAUGGAACAACAUUUUCUCACUCUGUCAUCUACUCCUGCAUGGACGGCUACCUGCUCACCGGCGCCACCACUAGGCUGUGUCAAGCCAACGGGACCUGGACAGGAGUACAGCCCAACUGUACCAUGAUAAACUGCGGGGAUCCAGGUGUGCCGGCUAGUGGCCUUCGCUAUGGAGAAGACUUCACGAUUGGUCAGAAUGUGUCCUUCCAGUGCCAACCAGGAUACAGAAUGGAGGAGGAUGGAUCACCUGUCAGGACAUGCACUCAAAAUGGGACGUGGAGUGGGAACAUGCCUAUAUGUACAGCUGUGACCUGCCCGGCUCCCCCUGCUAUCAGUAAUGGGGUACUGCAGGGCAGUGACUUUGAAUGGGGCAGCAGUGUGAGCUACAGCUGCUCACCUGGAUAUGAGCUCUCAUUCCCAGCUAUCCUUACCUGUGUAGCCAAUGGCACCUGGAGCGGCAUGCUACCACAGUGCUUACCCAAGUUUUGUGGUGACCCAGGUAUUCCAGUUGGUGGUUUCAGAGAGGGACGAAGUUUCAUCUACCAAUCGGAAGUGUCCUUCAGUUGUGCUUCACCUCUCAUUCUGGUCGGCACAACAACCAGACUUUGUGAAAGUGAUGGUACCUGGAGUGGCACACAGCCACGCUGUAUUGAGCCGACCAAAACCAGCUGUGAUAACCCAGGAACACCACGCUAUGGCUCCUUAAACCGGACCUACGGUUUCAAGGUGGGGAGCGUAGUGUCAUUUCAGUGCCAGCCAGGUCAUCUGAUUCAGGGCUCUUCCUCUAGAACCUGCCAGCCUGAUCUGACAUGGAGCGGAGCGCAGCCCGAAUGCAUACCCCAUGCCUGUAAGCAGCCAGAGACCCCACUCCAUGUGGACGUGGUGGGGAUGGAUCUGCCUGGGUUUGGCUACACCUUGGUGUACAGCUGUCAGCAUGGCUACUUCCUGGCAGGGGGUUCUGAACACAGAGUCUGCAAGAGUGACAGCACUUGGACAGGAAAGAUGCCAAUAUGUCGAGCUGGCGAGAAGAAGAAGCCUGUCAAACCAGCAACAGGAACUCCUAGCCCCAAACUAAAUGUUCCAGACGAUGUCUUUGCUCCGAACUACAUAUGGAAAGGUUCCUAUAAUUACCGUGGGAGGAAGCAGCCUAUGACACUGAGUAUUACCAGCUUCAACUCCACAACAGGGAGAGUCAACGUUUCCCUUAGCAAUGGCAACAUGGACCUGCUCCUAUCAGGAGUGUAUAAGGCUUCUGAGGCCAGGCUGUUACUGCUGAUGUACCAGGUGAACUAUGUGAACCAGGGAAACCAGCUGAAAGAUUCCGCCAUCUCUCCAGCUAAAAUCAUAGAUGACUCUUGGACCAUGGAUGGAUUUGUAUCAGCAGAGCCUGAUGGUUCUAGUUACGUAUUCCAGGGUUUCAUUCAGGGAAAAGACUACGGACAGUUUGGACUGCAAAGACUGGGUUUGAAUAUGUCAGAGAGUCAGAACUCGCCACCGCCUCAGCUCGGUACCAACAGCAGUUCUGUGGCUAUCGCUAUUCUGGUGCCUUUCUUCGCUCUAAUAUUCACUGGCUUUGGCUUCUAUCUCUACAAACAAAGAACAACACCAAAAACACAGUACACAGGCUGUUCAGUCCAUGAAAACAACAACGGGCAGGCUGCCUUUGAGAACCCCAUGUACAACACCAACGCCAAGGCUGUGGAGGGGAAGGCUGUUAGAUUCGAUCCAAAUCUAAAUACUGUCUGCACCAUGGUCUGAGGAUUGAUUAUCCUCACUUGAACUUAAUGACUCAGAUAUCUAAUGGGACCACAAUUGGUACGAGGCUGUGGAGGAGAAAGCCGUAUGCUUCGACUACAUCCUCAACAUCGUCAGCAACAUGGUCUAUUCAUUGAUUACAGAAGACCUCCAGUCCCAGUUCAGAAACCUGAUCUCGCCAAGCAGUGGGAAAGGCGUCCAAAUGAAACCAAAGCCCAGCCUUGGUUCCUUUCACUUACAGCAUUUUGUAUCCACAAAUGAAAUC